AUGGACAUGGAUGAUUUCGUUAUAAUUGAUGAAGCGUCGUCAUCGUCUUCCUCAUCAUCGUCUUCAUCUAAACCUUCGAUCGGCAAAACAAUAUCAAAUAAACGAAAAUCCAUGGUAACAGUUGAUGGUUUUCAAUUUCAAUUAAAAAAUUUCAAUAAAGCAAAAACUAUGAAAUUCUGGCGAUGUGCCAAUCGUCUUUGCAACGUCAUUUUACAUACAAAUCCAAGUGAUGAAUUUGUGAAGUUCUCGAAGAAUAAAAGUGAUCAGUCCCAUUUACCAAAUCCAGCUGCUUUAGAAAUAUGA
Molecule: messenger RNA, 303 nt
Organism: Adineta ricciae
Lineage: Eukaryota; Metazoa; Rotifera; Eurotatoria; Adinetida; Adinetidae
Source: the annotation of a GenBank genome assembly